AGGCGCUAUCGGUCGUGUUGUGCGUGCGGUCCGUCGCGGGUUCGCUGCGCUCGAAGCGAACAGCCAUCAAGCAAGCAAGCAAAGCCAAACAAGCAAGCAAGCAGGCUGCAAACAAAACAAAACAAAACAAAAAAACAGCAAAGAAAGAAAGAAACCCGUGCCCUUAACGAACCUGUGUGCUGUUGCGUGUGCAAGUGCAGUAAAAAGUGACAACGGCUUGUGGCGAGUGAAACUGUCCUUUUCGGUUUGGGGUUUUUCAGAAGAAGAAGCACAAAAGCCACCUCUAAAAAAAAAAGAAAAAGGAGGCUCAAAAACCCACCCACUCUCUAUUUCGCGGCUUCACCUUCUGGACCUGGGCGCGAUUCGCGAUCCGCACCCAGUCAGUCAGUUUCACGGUUCACAGUUAAACCCGCCUCCCCCAGCCUGUCCACCCGCUCGCUCGCGCGUGUGUGUGUGUGUGUGCCUCGGUGUGUAUGUGUGCGUGUUUGUGUGGUGGCGAAGCAAACGGUGAAAAAAAAAACCCCGCACCAGCCGUCUCUCGCGCGUAUCAGUUAAGCCGUAUACGCGGCCAAAAAGGGACGACGCCGCUGACGACGGCAACGACGACGGCGGCGACGGCACGCACAGUGUUGGUCACAAAAAACCUCGACGGCGCCUACUGAGUGCGCGCUCGCGUGCUCGAGCUGCACUGUGACAGCUUUAGGUGGAGGUUUUUGUGUGUGACACACACGAAAAAAAGAAAAAGAAAAAAUCCACAAAACCCCACGGAUCUUGCUGCGUGGUGCUUCCGGUUCCGAGGACGAAAAAGGACGGGUUCCCCCCGUGUGUGUGUGUGUGUAAUGUCCUGAACCGUGCGAAGUGAUUCGGGUUGCAGUUUUCCGCGACAACACCAGCAGAAAGCAGGAGAAAGUGUGCCGGGCGUGACAACAACAACAACACCGACGACGACGACGAAGGGUGAUCAUCCUCCCAUCGAGGGGUGUUUGUGUGUUUGUGCCAGAGUGUGUGACAAAACCGGGGCUGUAGCUAGAAGCAAGGAGUUGCCCAAGAGCCAGGUUUCGUCCUUUCGGGAAAAAGGAUGCAUUCGGUGAGCCUUGCGAAAGGAGCACUGCAGAAUCCUACCGUGGCGGUGAUCCGACGGAAAAGGGCAAGACUCGCCCCGCACCAGCGACCCAGGGUGGCUUAGGAGUGAGUGUGUACGUGUGUGUGUGUGGGUGCGUGUGUACGUGCCACGGCACGGGUUGAGCAGAAAAAAAAUAAAAUUAAAUUAAAUAAAAAAAAAGUGUCACGAAAGCGCCAUCAAAACAGGUGACCGAGAAGCGAACGUGGGAUCGACACACGCAACAGAGAGAGAGAGAGAGAAAGCCGACUAGAGGGAGUGAGAGUCACAAGUCGAAAAAGCAAAAGCUAAAUAAAAAAAGAAGGAAGGAAGUGUAAUAUUGAUAUUGGUGCGACAGUUUGAAAAUUCGAUCGAAAGCGCCCUACGCGCGUUUGCAUUCCGUGGGCGUUUGUGUCCGUGUGCCUGUGUCUCUGUACGUGACCGUGUGUGUGUGCGUGGGCGUGUGUGUGUGUGUACGAGUGUCCGUGUGCUCCUCUUCUCCACCCCCCCCUCCCUGCCAAAAGGGAGGAUGGUGUGCAGAUAAGUGCUGCUGCCGCGUGAAGAAGCCGCCAGUUCGGCUGGUGAAAAAUCUCACAACACACCACCACGCGAUCGAUUGGGGUGUGCUUUUUUUUGGUUUUUUGUGGUGUUCCGAAGCGUGGCAAGCGUCCACCAGGCAAUCAAACCGAGAGAACGAGAGAACGAGAGAGAGAGAGAGAGAGACAGAAGCGAGCAGCAAAUAGCAGAGACGCGCUCGUCUUGGCGUCCGUUGGCGGCUUACGGACGGAUCUACGACGCCGAGAUUCACCGCCUUUAGUUGCUUAUUCAUUAUAAGGCGAUUAACAAAACGAUGACGACGGCUUUUGGCGGCCCGCGGCUGAUGACGACGAAGCAGAAGCAGACGACGCAGCAGCGAAAACACGACGAAACCCACCAGAAGAAGGCCCAACAACAGCAGCAGCAGAAGUACGACCCCUAUUGCUACCAAAGCGACACUAGCGACGCGGCUUCCGGCGGCCAAACGACGAACCUGACGACGAAGACGAACAUUAGCAGCAGCAGCAGCAGUACGAGAGGAGCGCCUAGGACGCAGGCCGGCGCGUAAGGGCGCCACCCCCCACCCCCCUUUCCUCCCACCUCCCUUCUCCACCAAAACCCACCAGCCCCUCCGCGACCGAUCCGACGAAACAAAGCGGGCCCCGUGACACGUGGCAUGGAUCGGCGCAAUGGCGGCCCCAGUUUGGCGCCCCCUCGGCCCCCUAAGUCUCUGCCCCGCGUCCAUCGUCCCCGGGCCCCGGACCCUGCGCCAACGAGCAGCCCAGCCCCGGCGAUGAUCGGCAGGAUGAUGGCAGGAACCGGCAGUGGCGGAACCGGCGGUAGUGGUGGUGGGAACCCUUUACAGCGGUAUCCUGACACCAUCAGCCCGACGCCCCCGCAGCUGUCCCCGAAACCGAGGCACCUGGUCGGCAGCAACGGCAACAAUAACGCUAGUAGCAACAGCAACAACAAUAACGAUAAUAUAAAUAAUAAUCAUAAUCGUAAUAGUAACGUUAAUGCUAUUUUUAUGAAUAAUAAUCCUCAUAAUCAUACGAGCCCGACGGUGGCCGUGAGCGACGGCGGUGGAGGAGGAGUAGGAGGGCAUACGUUUAGCAACAACGGCGGUAGCAGUAGUAGGAGUAAUAGCAGCAGCAGCAACAACAGCAGCAGCAGUAGUAGUACUAGUAAUAGCACGAGCAGUAGUAGUAAUGUUAAUAAUAUUAAUAAUAAUAAUAAUAAUAAUACUAGCGGUAGUACUAGCAACGGUCGAAGCGGCAGUAGUCAACCCCAUCAGCAGCACCAUCAUCAUCAUAAUCAUCCGCAUCAACAUCAUCAUCAUCAUCAUCAUCAUAAUCACCCACACCAGCAGAGCAAUCGAAGCAUCGGAAGCACCUCUUCCACGGUGUCCUCGGUGUCUUCGAGCUCCUCGACGGUGGCAUUGUUGAGGCCCCAGAUUGCACCCCUCGUGCCACUGCACCCCCGUACCCGGACACCUCCACCACCACCGUUACCCCCGCACCACCACCGCCCAACGUCACCAACCGGCAGCAGUACCUUCGCUCGACGGCGCCCAAGCCCAACCAAUCCGGCGACGACGCUUGGUGCAAGUAUUCCGCCGGUGCAGUUGCUGCUGCUUCCGGUCGAUCAACCGCUGGUGGUCGGAUCCGGUUCCCCGAGUCCCGCCUCAAGCCCCACGACACCGGUAACACUGGCCGCACCACGCCCGGAAAACGAACGGCUCGCCAACGAGUACGUCGAUACGCCUUUUGGUCGUGGUGGCGUCGGUGGUCCUGCCGUUGGGGCCAACAUCAUUCCAUCGGUGGGUGGGGGAUCCGUGGGUAGUGGUGGUGGUGGUGUUGGUACCGGUGGUGCUGGAGGACCACACCCACCGGAAGCACCGGAACCGGUAGCGGUAAUAACGGGACAACCACGACCUGCAGCAGAUCGAGGAUCAGGUGCACGAUCACCUGCAAUCGGUGGUGGACCGGGUCGUGUGGUGAAAGCUGGUGUCGAAAUGGUUGUAGGACGCAAUGCCCUUGGCGGUGCUGGUCAAGGUCAAAUGGAUACAGCCGCAAUGGCGCGUUCGGGUUCACCCGUCAUUACGAAGCAACCGUCGAAAAAGAAAGAUGGUUCCGAUCGGCACGAGCUGUUGGAGUUGGAUUUGCACCACCACCAUCACCAUCACCACCACCACCACCACCGGCACCAUGGGCGUGCGGCAGUGGCCACGGUCGGUGGUGCCGGCGCUGGUGGUGCUGGUGCAGGUGUUGGAGGUGGCACCGGCACGGAAGGACUCGAUGGAAUCGGUUCGAUUACGUGCCCCCGCUGUCGCCGGUGUCGGUGUGAAGAAUGCCAAAAACCCAGGCCAUUACCGUCACACUGGUUGUGCGAUAAAAGCUGCCUGUGCAGUGCCGAGACGAUCAUCGAUUAUGCAUCCUGUUUGUGUUGCGUGAAGGCCCUCUACUACCACUGCUCGAAGGAGCACGAGUUCGAGCGCGAAGUGAUGGGCCCGGACGGUGUUCCUGAGACGGAAACCGUAUCCUGUGCCGAUGAUCCGUGCUCGUGUGUGCCUCACAAACGCACCACACGCUGGGGUUGCUUGGGUGCGUUAUCCUUGGCGUUACCGUGCCUCUGGUGUUACUGGCCGAUGCGUGGCUGUGUGGCCGUUUGUGCACGGUGUUAUGCGAAACAUUCCCGCCACGGGUGUCGCUGUACGCAACAUCCGGCUUCACCGGCGGGUUCCGGUCCGGCAUCACCGUUUGGUGGUGUCCCUAAUGGGGGUCUCGCUGGUGGUGGUGGUGCGACACAUGGAGGUCCUGGCGCUUGUGUUGGACCUGAUGGGCGUGAGCAACGUGCAAAGGGUGAUUCAGCGGAUGCGGAUUCACCGUUGCAUCAUCUGCAUCAACACCUGCGCCAUCAUCAACACCGAUUAGGGCCGCCGGGUGCGACUGGUGCGGAUUUGACCACACCCGAAAAACGCCUGCUUGACGCAGGUCCUGACGCCUACUGA
Molecule: messenger RNA, 4646 nt
Organism: Anopheles nili
Lineage: Eukaryota; Metazoa; Arthropoda; Insecta; Diptera; Culicidae
Gene: sty
Product: protein sprouty
Exons: 2
Coding region: 2313-4646 (777 amino acids)
Biological process (GO): multicellular organism development; animal organ development; negative regulation of fibroblast growth factor receptor signaling pathway
Cellular component (GO): cytosol; membrane
Source: RefSeq, a predicted model, not a curated record